This is a messenger RNA of Nothoprocta perdicaria, 2291 nucleotides long. RefSeq names its product lymphocyte specific protein 1 (gene LSP1). The transcript has 11 exons. NCBI's taxonomy places the organism in Eukaryota, Metazoa, Chordata, Aves, Tinamiformes, Tinamidae. Bases 1 to 1056 code for a protein of 351 amino acids. The record is from RefSeq and is a predicted model, not a curated record. Gene Ontology annotation, molecular function: actin binding. Gene Ontology annotation, biological process: signal transduction.
AUGAGCGGCGCGGUGCUGCGGCGGCACUGCAGCAAGCGGGGCUUGCAGAACCUCCUGCGGCUGACGGCGCAGUGGAGCGUGGAGGAUGAGGAGGAGGCAGCCCGAGAGCGGCGCCGGCGGGAACGGGAGAAGCAGCUGCGGUCCCAGGCCGAGGAGGGCCUGAACGACGCCAGCUCCUGCCCGGAGAGCGGGCUGCCGCCACAGGAAAACCAUUAUGACUUUAAGCCCUCUGAGCCAUCGGAGCUGGAGGAGGAUGAGGGCUUCAGUGACUGGUCCCAGAAACUCGAGCAGCGCAAGCAGAGGUCUCCACGACAGUCGUAUGAAGAAGAGGACGGUGGUGUGAGGGAAGCUGAAGUCAAGCUGGAGCAGAUCCAGCUUCACCAGGAAAGCCUGGAGAACAUCCAGGAGGAGAAUAUGGUUGUGAGGGAGGAGGAGAGGCUGUGCCAUGAGGAAGAUGAUGACCAAGAGCAACAGGAGGAGGAGAGAGCUUUGCAGGAGGAAAAGAAGAGGAGGAGAAACGAAGAGGAGGAAGUGCCGGACAAACGCCAGAAAGCUCCGAGCCCUGCCAGCCUGGAGGACGAGGAGCUGUGCUCUGACCACACUGCUGUGUGCUCCACCAAGAUCACGGACAGAACAGAGUCACUGAAUCGCUCAAUAAAGAAAAGUAACAGCAUAAAGAAGAGCCAGCCUCCCCUGCCUGUGUCAAAGAUAGAUGAUAGACUGGAGCAAUACACACAGGCCAUUGAGACAUCCACCAAGGCUCCAAAACCUGCCCGUCAGCCAUCCCUUGACAUUCCCACCACGAGCAUGGUGGUAGCCAGCACAAAAAGCCUCUGGGAGACUGGAGAGGUUGCAGCUCAGUCCUCUGUGAAGUCGUCAGCCUGUAAGGAUAUUGUGGCUGGAGACAUUGUGAGCAAAAGAAGCCUUUGGGAACAGAAGGGCAAUCCCAAACCUGAGACCAAUAUCAAGUCCACUCCUGGGAAAAAGUAUAAAUUUGUUGCAACAGGCCACGGCCAGUACAAGAAAGUGCUGAUAGAUGAUGCAACAGAGCAAUAACGUGCCUGGAGAACCCGUUAACCAGCUGAGCUUGGUCCUGGCUCGAUGCAACCCUCAAUGCCAAUGUUUCCUCUGCUCCAAGGAAGACACUUAAAGGAUGUUUUUCUUCUCUUGCCUGAAGUCAGUCUGGUUCAGUACAGCUCAACUGUCCUCUCUGGGUGUGAGUGACACCUGCACUGCCUCCAGUCAGGUGAAAGAAGAAAUCAGCUGGUGGAAAUGAUCCCCAUUUUAACCUUCUAAGUGACUCUAGCCAUUUUUUUCUUUUAAUCUGCCUCUGCUAUGGAGGUGGGAGGCUGUGGCUCUGCUCCCUCUCUUCUUUAUCAAGUGCUUGAAGAGAAGAAGCUACUGGCCUGCCCAGCUGGCAGGUAUUUUGCUACAGAAUGAAGAAUUUCUAAUCUUGUGAUUCUUGAUGGCUCAGUGGUGGGAGAGAGAAAGCUGAAUAGUUGCCAAGUAGCCUGUUUGAGGAGAGGGCAAUGGGCAGAUCCUGAACAUCAGGAGCCUGUGAGCAUCUGUUGUCACCACCACCACUCCUGCCAGCUGUGGUUUGUUUCCUCCUGUUUACAGCAUAGUCUUUCCUUUGGCAACAUCUAUGCUAAGGGAUGUCAUCUACUGGUCUCUCUGCUUCUACAUUAAGGCCAAAUUGUGUUUAACCAAGCCCUGUUUUCUUCAGUCUUCAGAUCACCAUUUUAAUCACAGUUGAGUACCCAUGCCAAAAGUAUUCCUGCCACUUGUUCACCUCAAGUGUGACCGUAGAUGCUGAGCUUCAGAUAGCUGGUGCCUUCCUUUCCCUGCUAAAUAGGGAUGCAGGGCUGUGGCUUCCUCCAGGUGUGGAGUGUCCAUUACUGGCAUCUUCUCCCUUCCCUGGGAAGGGAUUGGCUUUUCCUCUGACCUGGGCUCUACUGUAAGGAACUAAAACACUUAUUUCUGCAUGUCAAAGGCAGGUGUGCUGAUAACCUGCAAAUCAAGCUCCUGGAGAAGGACUGGAUAUCUGGGAAAUUCCCUUAUACUGGAACCUUUUCACUUGGACAGCUAUUUUAGUGCCUCCCAGGGGCUGGUCAGGGCUUGCUGUGAUGGGGAGGAAACCACCCAUGGGGAAGGACAUGCUGAUUUCCAGGCUUUCUAGGCCCAGUUCUGUAAAACAGCUCCUGGGGCUCUUCCUGAUCUCUCAAGUCUUUACACUUCAUGUUGUUAGCACAUUCCUGAUCUCCUGCUUAAAAUCUGUUCAUGUCCUCUUC